AUGGCGGGCGUGGCCAAGCCCAACCCCAAGAUGGGGCAGGCGCUGGGCCCCCUGGGCAUCAACAUGAUGCAGUUCUGCAAGGAGUUCAACGCCCGCACCAGCGCCAUCCGCAACGACGUGCCGCUGCGGGUCAUCGUCUACUCCUUCACCGAUCGGUCCUACGAAAUGCAGAUCAAGCCGCCCGAGACCAGCUGGUUCCUGCGCAAGGCCACGGGCGCAGAGAAGUUCUCGAUGUAUCCGGGCCGCAUGUUCCACACCGAGGUGCCCUACUUCUACAUCGUGGAGAUCGCCAAGAUCAAGAAGUAG
Molecule: messenger RNA, 306 nt
Organism: Hippocampus zosterae (dwarf seahorse)
Lineage: Eukaryota; Metazoa; Chordata; Actinopteri; Syngnathiformes; Syngnathidae
Product: 50S ribosomal protein L11-like
Exons: 1
Coding region: 1-306 (101 amino acids)
Biological process (GO): translation
Cellular component (GO): mitochondrial large ribosomal subunit; ribosome
Molecular function (GO): large ribosomal subunit rRNA binding; structural constituent of ribosome
Source: RefSeq, a predicted model, not a curated record